AUGAACAACACUGCUAAGUGCCAUGAUGAUCACACCCUGGAUAAGUAUUUGUUUCCAUUUGUGUAUGGCAUUGUGAUGAUAAUCAGUAUUCCCACCAACUGCAUAUCUCUCUAUGUAUCUUGCAUUCAGGUGAGGAAAAAGAAUGAGUUAGCAGUCUACCUCUUCAGCCUAUCCCUGGCUGACCUUUUGUACUCUCUGAUUCUGCCUCUGUGGAUUGAUUAUGCCUGGAAUGGAGAUAACUGGAGGCUCUCUGCCUUGCUUUGUCAGAUUUCUGCCUUCCUUAUGUAUAUGAAUUUCUACACCAGCACUGCGUUCCUUGCUUGCAUCUCUGUUGACAGGUACCUGGCAUUAGUUCAUCCCUUGAAGCUCCAGCACUUGCGCACAAGAAGAAUUUCGCUGAUUGUUAGCAUAGUUGUUUGGCUUCUGGAAAGCAUCUUGAAUUCAGUCAUAUUGAUGACCAAAGAAGUAUUCAAUGAUCCUUGCGAUUUCACUAAUCAUACAUUAUGCUAUGAUAAAUACCCCCUGGAAACGUGGCAGGCAUGGAUAAAUUUAUUCCGGAUAUGCUCAGGGUACCUGGUCCCUUUGAUAAUCAUCGUGUUUUGCUACCAUAAAAUCUACAAAGUAGUGAGGUGUAAUCAAGCCACAGUAGAUGAAGAAAAGAAAAAAGUGAAGAAACUUAUUCUGAAUAUCACAAUUACUUUCAUUGUUUGCUUCACUCCUUAUCACAUUAUAUUGCUUAUUCGCAGCAUCAAAGAACCUUCCACCCCUGACCCACAGCUUUUUCAGUUGAUGUAUAAGGUUUACAGAAUCACACAGGCCUUAACAAGUUUGAAUUGCAUUGCUGAUCCCAUUCUUUACUGCUUUGUGAGUGAAACUGCACGAACAGACAUACUGAAUUUGCUCAGGUGUUGCUUGUGCCCACGAAAGCAUGAGGGAGACUGA
This is a messenger RNA of Aptenodytes forsteri (emperor penguin), 942 nucleotides long. RefSeq names its product G protein-coupled receptor 65 (gene GPR65). Gene Ontology annotation, cellular component: membrane. The record is from RefSeq and is a predicted model, not a curated record. Bases 1 to 942 code for a protein of 313 amino acids. The transcript has a single exon. Gene Ontology annotation, molecular function: G protein-coupled receptor activity. NCBI's taxonomy places the organism in Eukaryota, Metazoa, Chordata, Aves, Sphenisciformes, Spheniscidae. Gene Ontology annotation, biological process: G protein-coupled receptor signaling pathway.